AUGCCUCGACCCCUCACGGAACCUGGCAUAGAUCCCAAUGUGAGCAAUCCCAAAUGGGACCGGCUCAACCAAUUACCGCAGGCGGACAGCGACAUCAAGGUGAUCGACUACUCCCGCGACCAGAUGAUAGAGCGAGACGUGAAGGUAUCGGCAUUGGCCACUUUCGUCAGGGAUGAGCCAAAGCCUUCAUGGGCAGCCUGCCGAUGGAUUUACGUCAACGGCGUGAAUUGGCAUGUCAUUCGGAGUCUAGGAAGCACGUACAACCUGCAUCCCUUGGCGAUUGAGGAUGUUAUGGAUACACGAUCCCCUACCAAGGUCGACUGGUACCAGAACCAUUGCUUCCUGGAGAUGAACAUGGCCAGGCUUGUGCACCUUGAGGACGACGAUCCUCGCGCGACCGAGGAUCCAGAGAACAUUCUGCGGAAACGUCAUGGCAACCACAAGUGGCGACUGCUAUCCCCAGGGCACUUUGGUAUGUCAGUCGAGCAAGUCUCGAUGUUUCUGACAGACGACAACACCCUCAUCACCAUUUUCGAGAAUGGUGGGUCGGAAGUGCUCAGCCCGAUCUUGGCUCGAUUGCAAUCACCCUCGACUGUCGUCAGGUCUAGCAAUGACCCAUCGAUGCUCCUUCAGGCCGUCAUUGACGCAGUGGUGGACCUCUCCUUACCCAUUGGUAAAGCUGUCGGCGAUGCCUUCGACAACCUCGAACUGGCGGUCCUCUCCACACCGAAGAUCAAUCAGUCGAAACGCCUCCAUAUUCUCCGCUCAGGACUGACCCUGCUCAAAGAGCACACAAUAGCCGUGGAGAGCCUCAUAAGAGCUCUCAUUGAUCACCGCGCCGUCUUGAACUUCCGAGCCCAAGACGGAACAGCACCUGGUGGGAGCCUCAUCCCCAACCAAAUACCGACCAGCGUCCAAAUCUCGCGUAUGGCUCAAGUGUACCUGCAGGAUGUGCGAGAUCACGCUGCUGGUCUGUCAAACUCCACGUCAAUGGCGAUCCGUUCGGCUGAGCACCUCACCACGCUCAUCUUCAACUCCAUCGCAGCAAGCCAGAAUGAGAGUGUUCGCAAGCUGACGCUCGUGUCAAGUUUCUUCUUGCCGCUGACAUUCUUGACUGGCUACUUCGGCAUGAACUUCGACCCAAUGCCAAUCGUAAACGACCAUUCGGAUGUGUACUUCUGGUACAUAGCGACACCAGUCAUGCUGACCACAGUACUGCUCAUGUCGACGAGAGUAGAAAGAUUCGGUCCUCUCGCAUGGGCAAGGAGGAGACGGAUACGCCAACAAACGAAGCUGAGAGAACGAAAUCUGAAUGGAAAGAGGAAACCUGGUGCUGAAGGCCGAGACGAGUAG
Zasmidium cellare ATCC 36951 is the source of this 1353-nucleotide messenger RNA. RefSeq lists its product as uncharacterized. Gene Ontology annotation, molecular function: magnesium ion transmembrane transporter activity; magnesium ion binding; cobalt ion binding. The coding region runs from base 1 to 1353 and encodes 450 amino acids. NCBI's taxonomy places the organism in Eukaryota, Fungi, Ascomycota, Dothideomycetes, Mycosphaerellales, Mycosphaerellaceae. Gene Ontology annotation, biological process: metal ion transport; transmembrane transport. The transcript is spliced from 3 exons. The record is from RefSeq and is a predicted model, not a curated record. Gene Ontology annotation, cellular component: membrane.